Molecule: messenger RNA, 822 nt
Organism: Mitosporidium daphniae
Lineage: Eukaryota; Fungi; Microsporidia
Exons: 1
Coding region: 1-822 (273 amino acids)
Source: RefSeq, a predicted model, not a curated record
AUGGCAUACAUGCAAGAUCCAUGCGAAAACCCUUAUAAAAAGGCCAAAAAGCCGUUCGACGAGUUUAUCGAUUGGGGCGGUGCCUCCUCAUCUGGGGCAACCACUCCAGGGUCGUCUUCCUCGGGUACGGGAACACCCAACUCUUUUUCUGGCCAAGAUUCCCGUCAAAUUUCGCCAUUAGCAUCCCCUUCAAACAUGUACAGUGCCAUUCCCGGACCAUAUUCUGAUAUAUUUCUCUCUAAUACCACCAAUAAUUUUCACGCAAGUAAAUCCGUGCUCGAGGGCGAUGAUUCGUCUUCGCAAGGCGCCACAUUGCCUUCGGAUCCCAACUUCAGCUCGCAAAUCCCCACCAUUGUGCAUCACAAUACAGAUCUAGAUGCAUCAUUUCCAUACAUAGUGUCUCCUUUGAAAGGGCCAUCCGAACAUCAUGUGUCAGAGGAUGUGGCUCCUCCUCAGCAGGUGACGCUUUUUCCGCUUAUUUCCAACGUAUACACGCCACUAAUUUAUUAUCCACCCACGGUAAAGAGAGCGCCAGCUUGUCCUCCUUUGCUACCUGUUUCUCAAAGAAAUCCUGGCAUCAAACGCGCUCAUCCGUGGGAUGGGCUGAGGCUGAAGGCGGUCAAAAAUAUCGAGCUUCAGGCACUUUCUCUGAUUCGGAGCUGGGUCUUCUAUAAGCAGGGAAAGAAGAAAGAAUUCCCAUUGCCAGUGGAGGUAGAAAUUCCCAUCGAAAAGGCCGACGGUAAUUGCUUUGAAGACACGAUUUGCAUUGCCGACCCGGAUCUCUAUGCCCGGCUUGUGGAUCUCGAGCAAAAGAACCGAUGA